Zophobas morio is the source of this 2490-nucleotide messenger RNA. It is a transcript of the gene MED26, whose product is annotated as ras-responsive element-binding protein 1. The transcript is spliced from 3 exons. The coding region runs from base 410 to 1891 and encodes 493 amino acids. Gene Ontology annotation, cellular component: nucleus; mediator complex; core mediator complex. The record is from RefSeq and is a predicted model, not a curated record. Gene Ontology annotation, biological process: regulation of transcription by RNA polymerase II; positive regulation of gene expression. Gene Ontology annotation, molecular function: transcription coregulator activity. NCBI's taxonomy places the organism in Eukaryota, Metazoa, Arthropoda, Insecta, Coleoptera, Tenebrionidae.
CGCGCAAAAAGUGUCACGGAGGCGCCGUCGUCCCGGCGCCUCCCGUGUAUCCCCGUGGCGAAAAAAGCGCGCUUUCGCGGGCGCCCGCCUCGGGGGCGGCGUCCCUUCCGCGAUGCGUCGUCACCGAGCCGCGGGGGCGCGCGUCCCCGCGCUGCGGCCGCCUUUCCUCGCGGCCCCGUCUGGGGGAAUUUGGCAGUGUGAGGUUUGCGGUUGGCGGACACGCGCAAUCAUCGUUCUUGUUCGUAGUUCCGAUCCCCUCUCAGUAUGUUCGGGUGCACCAUGUUCCCCGUUUCACAGUGCGGACCGAGGACUGCACAAAGCGCAAUGUACCUGCGCCAUUACUGUGGAGAGGAACUACGAACAGUUCUGUCAAAGUAUAUUCGUUUUUCUCGCUACAGGACGACUUUAAAUGCAGAAUAACGUAACGGAAUUGACGCAAAGAUUACUACGAGCCCUCGACAGUAAUUACAAUGUCAUUGACAUGCCUGCAGUCAUCGAAAUCGUAUCGCUCCUCGAAAAAGUCACAAUCACCAAAGAACUGCUCGAGACCACCCGACUCGGCAAGCACGUGAACGAGCUGCGCCGCAAGACCGACAACGACUCUUUAUCGAAGCGAGCCAAGGAGUUGGUGAAGAAAUGGCGCAACAUGGUGUUGCCCGACUCCAACGGGCAACUCAAGACCCUGCCCGAGGAGAAGAAGCGGCCCCCGAACCGGUCGCCGUCCGCGGACACGAAGAGGCCAAAACUGAACGGUCAAACGACCGAGUUGGAGCUGUCGGACAACUCCAACUCGAGCUUCAAAGAUGUGAUAAGUACGAAAUUAAAACGUGAUGUGAUCCUUAUAAAUUCCGAUUCGAACUCGAGUUUACCCGAAGCCAAACAGGAGCCGCUGCUGGAGCAGCAGCUGCCGAAGAAGCGCGGCCGGAAAAAAGGCUCGAAAAACCACAAGAACCUGAUCGACGAGGCGGAGACGUCGUUCACGAACAAGCUGGCGGUGUCGCGGGGGAACUCCAAGGUGAAGACGACGCAGGAGCUGAUCGCGGGCUUGCAGAAUAAAAAUAGCUUGAAGGAAGAUCUGACGCUGCGGGCCGCUAAAUUGACCGAGCGGGUGUCCAUCAUCGACCAGAAGCUCAACACGAACGCCAACCGGUACAAGAACUCGCAGCGCAAAGGCUUCCAGAAGAUCAGUCUGGGCGAGCGCAGCGAGCGCGUCAUCGAGUCGGGCUCGGUGAUCAACGACAAGUCGCUGAUCCCCGACGAGGAGGUGAUCAUCGUGGACGACGUGGAGCCGGCGGAAGAAAAGGCGGAAACGCCGCCGCCGCCGCCGUCACCGCAGGAGCACAAAGUGACGUCGCUGAGCGUGGAGGAGGCGCUGGCGCAGCUGCCCCCGGUGGACCGAGGGGUGUUGGAGGAGCCGGAGCCCCAGCCGCACUGCUCGUGCGUGCUGAAGGAGCACAAGGACUUCGCCGUGGACGAGAGCGACGACUUGGGGCUGCCGUUCGAGUUCGUCGAGGACAGCGAGUGCGCCGCCAGGCUGCACUUCGAGGAGGAGGCGCGCAAGGAGCAGAUCACGCCCGAGGACCUCCACUCGAAGCACGUCGAGAGCGUCAACGGGAACUGGGGGGUGGGGGGCGCGAAAGGGGGGCCCGAGCUGGGCGAGGACGGUCUUUUCGUGAACGUAGUGCCUAAUGUAAAUACCGAGAGUAUACCGAAGGAUGUCAAAGCGGACUUUUCGUGCGAGAAUUACAAGAAGUACAGCAUCUCAGAGUGCGGGGAGGAGGAGCGGACAGGUGAUAGUGGUAGAGUGUUUCGGGAGUGGCACGAGGUCCUCGACACACCUUCCUAUAACGGCGAAAUUUUCAAAAUUUUGCCUUACGUUAUUAUAGAUUAAAAUACUAGUCUUGUAUUUACACCUAAGAGAAUGUUUGUUUCUUUCACUUACAAAGACGAGGGUUUUUUUGUAAGUUGGUUUAUUACGAGGUGUCAUAUUGUUUUAUGGAGGCCCGGCAACAACUGUGUAGGGUCGCUUACUUUAUUUCCGUGUAUAGUUCUUUUUUUUUUAAUUAUUACUAUUGCACUGCUUUUAUAAUUGUGUAUAUUUUAUUAGCUAGGCAAUGUUUUCAAAGUGUUACAAGCUAUGGUUAUAUAUUUAAAAAAAAGUGUCAAUCGCGUAUUGGCUAUUGUUAAUUUAUUAAUUUUUUCUUGUUAAUACGUUUCAGUGUUUCGAUUCGCAUUAAUCCACUUUUUAUCAUUUUACGGGGUUUAUGUCGAAUUAGCCCGGAACGAACAGGGCGCUUUUUCUUCCGUUGUUGUCAGGUAAAACAAAAUUCCCCAUGUUCAGUUUAUUGUAAAUAAAUUUAGUUCCCCCUUAUCAAGAUAGUUGUACAAACGAUUCAUUUCUCUAGUUCAAAAAUGUCAGUGCAUUGCAUUUGUAAUGUUCUUGAUGAUAUUAUUGCCUUUUACGACAAAAAUAAAGAUAUUUUCUAUAAA